Messenger RNA from Phacochoerus africanus (Common warthog), 7296 nucleotides. It is a transcript of the gene SNX19, whose product is annotated as sorting nexin 19. Lineage: Eukaryota; Metazoa; Chordata; Mammalia; Artiodactyla; Suidae. Gene Ontology annotation, cellular component: early endosome membrane; intracellular membrane-bounded organelle. Gene Ontology annotation, molecular function: phosphatidylinositol binding. Bases 443 to 3451 code for a protein of 1002 amino acids. The transcript has 11 exons. The record is from RefSeq and is a predicted model, not a curated record.
CCAGAAAGGAGCUGGGCUGCGGACUGCGGGGAACCAGGCAGCUGGAGCCCACCGAGGAGACGGCUCUGCGUUCACGGCGGCCGGGGCUCAGCCGGACGGUGCGCGAGCCAUCCCUUGGCGCACCGGUCCUCGGCGUUGGUAAGUGCUCAGUGGGCCGACGACCCUGCCCCCCUCUGUGGCCGCGCGCCGCUCACGGAUCGGGCACCAUGAAGUCCACAGUCUUUUUCUCCUGUGCAGCGCCCCGGUCGGAGGGGGCUGCAGCUGGGCCGAGCUGUCGAGCCGCCGCAAUCACCGGGCGCUGCCUGUAGAACGUCUGGGCCGGCAGCCCGGCUGGAGCCUGGCCAGUGCCUGAAUCUUGCGCCCGCACCGCAGACGGCGCCGGGCCCCCGACUCCGAAGAGGAGAAGGAGGGUGGUCGUCCGGGGAGCCCCCUCCGGUGCGCCAUGGAGGCAGAGGCCGCAGCUCUCUCUCAGGAGCCCCCUGCCGAACCCAGCUGCAGCCUCGGUCACCUGUUUAGUAGCCGUAAGCUGUUGGCCGUGGGGGCCGUGCUAGGCUGGCUCCUGGUCAUCCACCUCCUGGUCAACGUGUGGCUUUUGUGCCUUCUGUCUGCGUUGCUUUUGGUGCUGGGAGGAUGGCUGGGCUCCGACGCCAUCGUGGGGGCUUCAAGUCGGCUGCACCUGGAACGCUUUAUCCCGUUGGCCAUCUGCCCCCCAAACCCCGAGGCCGAGAGGCAGCUGGAGCAGGAGAUCGACCGCACCAUCCGCCUGAUCAUGCGGGAUUUUGUGUCGUCCUGGUACCGCACAGUGAGCCAGGAGCCGGCCUUUGAGGAGGAGAUGGAGGCAGCCAUGAGGGGUUUCGUGCAGGAGCUGCGGAGGCGGAUGGCCGUGGUGGACCGCCAUGCUCUCGCCCAGAGGGUUCUGACGCUUUGCGGUUGCCACCUGCAGAGCUAUAUUCAGGCAAAGGAGGCCACUGCAGGGAAGCAGAGUGGCACAGUUGAGCCCUCCCAGCUCUGGGAGGCCUAUUGCCGGACCACUGCCCCACAUCCUGCAGUCCAGAGCCCCAGUACUGAAGUCACCUAUACACGUGAAAUUGUGGACCUGUUGCUUAAAGGGUUAGUGCCAAAGCCCCACUUGGAGACCCGGACUGGCCGCCAUGUAGUGGUGGAACUCAUCACUUGCAAUGUGAUCUUACCACUGAUCAGCAAGCUCUCAGAUCCUGACUGGAUUCACCUUGUACUCGUGGGCAUCUUUUCCAAGGCCAGAAAUAAUCCAGCUGGAGCAAUGAAACCCCUCUGCCAAGCCAGUACCCUGGAACAGCCCUCAGUGCCCACAUCUCUGCCCCUGAUUGUUGAGGUGCAGAGUCUACCAAAAGUGAGAGCCCCUUCUCCAGCAGCAGUCCCAGUGCUCCUGAACUGCAGUGAGCCAGAUGGACCAUCACACCUGUCCCCAGAAGUUGAAGAAGGCCGUGAAGCACUAGAGGGAGACCUGGGGGUAGUGCUAGAAGAAAGAAGAGUAGGAAACAACCCUUCUCAUUUCCUACAACCAGGUAUUCCAGGCCCUCUGUUCCUGUCUGAAGACGCAGAGCUGGAGUCUCCACUGUCUGAACUGGGCAAAGAAACCAUCAUGCUCAUGACCCCAGGCAACUUCCUCUCUGACAAGAUCCAGAAUGUCUUGUGUGUCCUAGGAGGUUCCCACUCCCUAGAGGCUAAGGAUGCUGAGGGAUCCGAAGGAGUCGAAGAAGCAGAAGCUGAAGAGGGCCCAGGAACAGAAACGGAUUCGGGCCUGCUUGUCUCCAUGCUCAAUACCUGCCCAGAGAUCCACAUUGACACAGCAGACAAAGAGGUAGAACAAGGAGAUGUCACCUCUCUUGCAGCUUUGCUGGCCAGUCCAGAAAGGACAUGCCCACCACGACCUCCGUGCUUAGAGAAAGAACUCACCAAUGAUGUGAGCACCCUCGAUCCUAGUCUGCCUCAGGUUCUGCUUUCCUCCUCUCCACCUGGUCCCCUCAGCUCGGCCACCUUCAGCUUUGAGCCCCUGAGUAGUCCAGAUGGCCCUGUUGUCAUCCAGAACCUUCGUAUCACCGGCACCAUUACUGCUCGAGAGCACAGUGGCACCGGAUUCCACCCAUACACGCUCUACACGGUGAAGUAUGAGACGGCCCUUGAAGGCGAGAGCAGCAGCGGCCUUCAGCAGUUGGCCUACCACACCGUGAACCGCCGCUACCGCGAGUUCCUGAAUCUGCAGACCCGUCUGGAGGAAAAAUCCGACCUACGAAAGCUCCUCAAAAAUGUGAAAGGUCCUAAAAAGCUCUUUCCGGAUCUUCCGUUCGGAAACAUGGAUAGUGACAGAGUGGAAGCCCGCAAGAGCCUCUUGGAAUCAUUCCUGAAGCAACUCUGUGCCAUUCCUGAAAUCGCUAACAGCGAGGAGGUACAGGAGUUCCUUGCCCUGAACACAGAUGCUCGUAUCGCCUUUGUCAAGAAGCCAUUCGUGGUCUCCAGGAUAGACAAGAUGGUGGUGAGCGCUAUCGUGGACACCUUGAAGACAGCAUUUCCUCGCUCCGAGCCCCAGAGCCCCACCGAGGAGCUGAGCGAGGCCGAGACAGAAAGCAAGCCCCAGGCAGAAGGCAAGAAGGCUAGCAAGUCCAGACUGAGGUUCUCAUCCAGUAAAAUUGCUCCAGCACUGAACAUAGCUGAGGCACACGAGAAAAUUCUCUAUUGUCUCCAGGAAGGCAGUGUGGAGUCAGAGGUUCUCUCCAUGUCUGGGAUGGAAUCCUUUAUUGAAAAACAGACAAAGUUACUAGAAAUGCAGCCAGCAGAAGCCCCAGGAAAAGACUCUGAACAAAUCUCCAAGGAAUGUGUGGAUGGUUUCAAGGCAGAGGCAGCUGUACCAGCCCAAGACCUCAGCAACAAUGACGCAGGAGCAGAGACAGCGUUGGCUAACACAGCCCUGGACCUGCUUCUCUUGCUGCUGAUGGAACAGUGGAGAUGGCUGUGUACAGAAAACGUGCAAAAAGUUCUUCAUCUUAUCUUCGGGACCCUAAUUCAGAGGUGGCUAGAAGUGCAGGUAGCUAACCUGACCUGUCCGCAGCGCUGGGUGCAGUACCUCCGGCUUCUUCAGGAGUCCAUCUGGCCUGGCGGGGUUUUGCCUAAGUAUCCUCGGCCUGUGAGGACCCAGGAGCAGAAGGUGGCUGCUGAGGAACAGGCUUUGCAGAGCCUGAUGGGAGUCCUGCCAGAUAUUGUUGUGGAAAUCCUGGGUGUGAACAAGUGCCAGCUGAGCUGGAGUCUGGUUCUGGAGUCGCUGCAGCAACCCCUCAUCAACAGGCAUUUGAUUUACUGCCUUUGGGACCUCAUCCUGGAAUUCUUGGAUCUCAGUGCCUCUGUUGAGGAGUCUGCCAUGACCACCUCUGCCUCAGAGACCCCAAGCAACCCCAAGAAGAUGGGCGUCUCCCCUUAGCCAGAAGUCAUUCACCCAUUUCUUUGAAGUCAGGAAGGGAGAGUGACUCUGCCCCCCAGGACCAGUCAGAAGCAGGGCUGUGCCUCUGGAGCAGGGCUUGGCUCAGAAGCCUGGGAUCUCGGUGGCACAGGUCUCCCCCCACCUACACCGCGUCUGCAGCAGGUGAUGGGGUCUACGUACCAGUUGCAUGCAUAUCCGUUCCCAUGCCUUUGUGAUGGUGUUUAGACUGUUGGUGGUUAGAUCCUGCUGCCUUUGGAAAAGGAAGCUGUGAGGCAGAGGAAGGAGCCCCUUUGGCCUCGCCUUUGCCCUCCUCUCUAAGGCUGUUUGCCGACAGCCUGGCCCUGCGCAUACGUGUGCUUGACCCCUGGGGCAAGCUCUAGCUAGACUGAGAAAAGAGCGAUGGCCGUGUGCUCCUGGAGGAGAAGUCUUCUGAGUUCUCUGUCCCCACCAGGAAACUAAAAAUUCAUUCAGAACCACUCUUGAGAGCCAGAGUCCUAGUCCUGUCUGGUCUCCCAACAACUCCACAAGAGGAGGGAGACCUUUCUCAAGACAGUCCUUGCUCGUUGGCUAGUUUCCAACACAUCAGCCCUAUAGAGGAUGUCACCGAAGCCUGCUUCCCACAGUGGCUACCCUUUUCCUAUCCAAGAGACUUCAAAGCAGUCUGCCGAAGCUUCUGGUAGGUCCACUCUUUCCUGCAAGAUAGUUGCACCACAGAUUUUAUUUAUUCGCUUCCCUUCUAACCCCCUCCCUAAGAGCAGUUGAGUUCCGGCCCCUGUGGCCUUCUCUGUCUUCCUUCAGCGAAGUCGUGUGGCGGGUUACAUAUUCAAGCCCAGUGCUUCGCAAGGGAAGGGAAGAACUUGCUCGGCUGAGAAUGCCCGCAGGAGCGAGGGCUUCUCUUCUUCACAAGUCUCCAACAGGGAGCAUUUCAUCUGAACCAGUACCAUUAGCAGACGUUCCCACAAGAAGCUGUUUCCUUCCUGCUCCUUCAGGAUCUGAGGAGUCGUGAAGGACACCAGUGGUGAAAGCAGGGGGCAGCAUUCAGUAGAAGCACGGACGAUGGGGAGAAAUCGGUGGCAGGAAGGAGGACAGAGAGCGGGGCCAGGUGCCACAGGAGGUCUUGCUGAGGCGCUUGUUCACGCCUGUCCCUUCCGCUUGCACUUGGGGGGGCGCGCUGCUUCCACUGAGCUGUGGGCCCCCCCUGCUUGGAGGGGGGGCCUUGGGUUUAGGCUGGCGAGAAUGGGGUGGGUCUAGGACAAGCGUCAAGAUCCUCUUAGACUCUAAAGUAGGUGAUGCACACACAGUUAAAAUGGUUCACGGGAGAAAGUUGGGAAACCUUUUUGCUUUAACCCCUUUCCAGGGUUGGGGGGCAGCUUGUAACCAUCAAACAUGUUCUGGUGUGACUGGGAGGUUUUCGAGGUCCUGUUCUUGCCGAAAGGCAGGGAGAUGAAUGAGGUCAUGUGACUUGGGACCUUCGAGCCUUAAAAGGUGAUUGUUACAGUGACUUUAUGGCUCCAAAGUUCUCCAAGCACCUCCCCAACUAGAAGUCGCAGCAGAAGCAGCUCAGCAUCUCUGCCUCUGGCAGGUGUCUGCAGGAUGAGGGAUCGCGGGGAGCCCAGCCUGGACUGCCGCUGCCCCUCUGCCCCCACCGCCAGGGCCCCACUGCUCCAGGAAGGGUGGGGGCACCCCUGUUCUCUGCCACCCUUCUCUCCCCACGCUUUCCUCUCACAUGCACUCGCCACCUAUAUCGCUUUGAAUCUCUGCUCCUAGAUGUGGCUCAGAUGUGGCCCAAACCCGGUACACAGGCUAGCACAUGUUAAAGCCCUUACAACUAAAUUCUAAGGAAACUUUUCACACUUUGAGCCCAAAGAAAACCUCCUUGUAUUUCAAAUUCUAUAAGAGACCCCACCUCUACUCUCUGCCCCCAGAAGAUAAGUUCUCCUCAGACCCUCCUUCCUGGAAGGAAAAUAACGGAUAUCGCCAAGGAAAUAAGCAACACCCAUCUGGCUUUGAAACGACCUGCCAAGUUUAGGUAGCUGGUCUGGGCACACCAGGGAGAUGGGCAUUUGAGGGAGAGCCACAGGUCGCAGGAAACGAUGCUCCCAGCUGGGAGAGUGAGUGAUGAGUGAAGAACUGGACCCGACACUAACCUGGAAUAUCCAUGACCCUCCUCUUGCCCUCUCCAGCCCAUUCAUCGCCAGCUGCCACUCUUCCUUUGUGACUAGCACCCAGCAACAGUUACUAGGUCCUAGGCAGAGUGAAAACAUCAACAUGGCCCCUGGCUACACGCGUUAGGAUGCUUUAGGCUGAAGUACAAUUACUAAGUACAUUUAUUUUCUUCCAUAAAAUCAGUACCUGGGUGGGUGAGGCCCGGGGGCUGAUGGAUUCAGCAACUUUGCCCUCCUACAGGGGCCACAUUCUUCUCAUCUUGGUGCUCUGUCCUCAGAUGCCUGCCUUCAUGGUUGCUGUGGUUCAGGGCAUCACGUUCUUUGAGAACAACGUCAGGAAGGAACAGGGGCAAGGCUCCCAUGUUUUCUCUUAAAUAUGGAGGAAACCAUUUCCCAGAAGCCCUUCAAAAAUCCUCAGGACUCCCGGGCCAGAACUGCCCACCCCAGGCCUGUCCACUGACACUGAGGCUGCAUAACCAUAAUUGGCCUGUCGUAGUGUUUACCACCCGGAGAGGAGGUCACUCUAGUUAUUUUCCUGGAAGAAUAAAUAGAUGCUCGCAAGGAAGAAGCAGAGAGUGGGUGUUGAUAGAGUGUCUGUUGCAGGGGGUGUUCUGCCAACGUCACCACAGCCCCCAUGGGACACUGAAAAUAAGAGGAAUGUUUGCUGCAGGUACUCCUUGAAGCUCGUCCCAUGCAUUGACUUGCUUAACCCACGUGAGCCUGGUAAGGUAGUACAUCCCCAACUUACAGGGGGGACACGCGGCACCGAGCAGUGGUGACCUGCCACAGUCACAGCCAAGGUACAAAUCCAAUCAGUCCGCUCUCAAGCCCACCCGCAGAGCAUUGUGCUAAUCUGUCUUUCUCACAAAACAAGACAGGCUUUCGCUUUUAAGGAGGCUAUAUCUAGUAGAGGAAUCAGCAGACUUGGGCAAGGGGCAAGGAGUACACAUUUUAGGCUUUGUGGCCACAUGGUCUUUGUUGCACCUGCUCAGCUCUUCCAUUGUGGCAUGAAAGCAGCCACGGACCGUGUGGAUUCAGACAAUGGCUGUGUUGCACCUUAACUUCACCCACGCAGACCGGAGCAGGCCAGGGCUAGCCCGUGAACAGUUCCCAGAUGCCUUGUCUAGUGGGCGUUAGAACAGUGCUUGCUGAACUCGAGUGUGCCCAUGAGCUACCCGGGGCCGUGUAGAGGGCCUCGUGUGCUGCAUGUUAAGAAGCUCCCAGAGGUCCCAGGGAGAGGGUAGGCCUUUAGCAUCAGGGGCUAGAACAGACACCUCUUAUUGGCUGUGGCUCACGCACUACCAAGGCUACAGGGAGGGAACUUGAGAUUGGGGACCAGGGAGAGCCUGAGGUGGUAAUAUCUGUAUUGACUCCUAAAGAACUGAAAUCGCAUGGGGAGGUGUACAGGUGGAGCAAACGGUGAGCCAUGUGGGCACAGAUAAGGAGAGUAGUCACAGAAAGACAUACUGCAUGGCCCCACGUCCCAUGGUGGAGGGGGGGGGGGGCGGGGGGCGGUGCCUGGACUGGCAGGCUCCCAGAGACAGUGGAGUGGCGGUCCGGGGGCAGGGGCAGUGGAUGCAGAGUUUCCAAGAUGAGAGAGUUCUGGAGAGCUAUUCACAAGAGUGUGAGUGUACGUAACACUACUGGACUCUGCACUUUAAAAUGUUUGUGAUGGUAAAA